Molecule: messenger RNA, 908 nt
Organism: Anopheles maculipalpis
Lineage: Eukaryota; Metazoa; Arthropoda; Insecta; Diptera; Culicidae
Gene: Uck
Product: uridine-cytidine kinase
Exons: 7
Coding region: 51-908 (285 amino acids)
Cellular component (GO): cytosol; cytoplasm
Molecular function (GO): ATP binding; kinase activity
Source: RefSeq, a predicted model, not a curated record
CCCAUUUUCCACGUCCAAAGUUGGUUGAAAACUAACUUUACUUCGCUACAAUGAGUGACCUAGAGUGUGUAAACGGUGCCCGACUAAAUGGUAAUGCGGCCGAUGCGGUGAAAACACCCUUUCUGAUCGGUGUUGCUGGUGGAACGGCCAGCGGGAAGUCGACGGUAUGCAAACGUAUCAUGGAGCAACUAGGCCAAGCUGAUAUGGACCAUACGCAACGACAAGUCGUCACAAUAAGCCAGGACAGCUUCUAUCGGGAGCUGUCGGAAUCGGAGAAGGCACGUGCCGAGCGGGGUCUGUUUAACUUCGACCAUCCGAGCGCCUUCAACGAGGAAGCGAUGCUACAAACCCUGCAAGAUAUACUGCAGGGGAAAAAGGUCGACAUUAGCGAGUACGAUUAUCGUAGAAACUCGGUCUGUCCGGAGAAGAAAAUCACCAUUUACCCGGCGGAUGUGGUGCUGUUUGAGGGCAUACUAGUCUUCUACUUUCCCGCCAUUCGUGAUCUCUUUCACAUGAAGUUGUUUGUCGACACAGAUUCGGACACAAGACUGGCCCGACGAGUUCCACGUGACAUUAACGAACGAGGAAGAGACUUGGAUCAGGUGCUCAAUGCUUACAUGAAUUUCGUCAAACCCGCGUUUGAAGAGUUUUGCUCUCCGACCAAGAAGUUUGCUGACGUCGUUAUACCGCGUGGAGCAGAUAAUACAGUCGCAAUCGAUCUGAUCGUCCAACACAUCCGCGAGUUUCUGAACAAUCGCACACGCAGUGAUCAUAGCCCGCAUCUAGCAACGUGUGGUACCAGUGCACUGAAUCUGGCUAAUGGUAGAGCUCAAGCUACUAGUAUGAACUCGAUAUCUCCUUCCAUGAUCAAUAGUCAGCUUUAUGCGGUACUGUACGAGUACAGCUGA